GUAUAAUACUAUUAACUCUUUCCUUCUCAAUUCCAUCCUUCUUGUUUUCUUUGUUGCGUAUGGAGAAGAACUCUUUUAUAUCCAAAGUCAGCGACUUCUCUCUCUCUCUCUCUCUCUCUAAAAGAACCAUUCCAUCCUAUCUCCCUCGGUUUUGUUCCAACUCUCUGAACAAAUUCUGAAACCUUGAGACACAAGAGAGAAGAAGAUAUAUAUAUAUAUAUAUAUAUAUAUAUAGAGAGAGAGAGAGAGGAUAGGAGAUCUAGAGAAAGAGAGAGAGAGAGUACUGCAUGAUCAAGAGUCAAAUGAGUAGCUGCUAAUUUCCAUAAGCAUGUGCAGCCACUUGUUGAAGAUGAUGGAGAAUUAUCAAGGCGAUUUAGCUGACAUAGUCCGCGCCACCACCAGCGCCGCCGCCAUAGACGGCGGCAGCACACCCUCACAACAGUCGGCGGCCCCCGACUGGCAGUUUUCGAGAAAUUCGAUCAACUACCCACCGGAAUAUUUCGGCGAUCCAUUCAGCUACAUCAGAGAUCCCCUCACGCCAAACAUGGACACCCCUCCUCCUGUUUCAGAGCUGCUCUACAAUUCGAGCAUCGUCAACGGCACCGGAGUGAUCAAUCCGGAUGAGAUGAAGAGACCCUCGAAUAUAUUCUCAAGGAUGCUGCAGAUCUCUCCUAAUGCGAAGCUGCAGCCAUGUGAUCCUCAAGCGGCGGCGCCGCCGCAGAGGGGGCUCAAGAAUCCUCCUAUAUUAGUAUCUAAUAAUGGGGGUUUGAUUUCUCCCACUACAUCUGCCCUGCAGAUCUCGUCUCCGCGAAAUACGGGAAUCAAAAGGAGGAAAAGUCAGGCGAAGAAAGUAGUUUGUAUUCCAGCACCAGCACCUGCAAACAGCAGGGCCACUGGAGAAGUUGUUCCAUCAGAUCUUUGGGCAUGGCGGAAGUACGGACAGAAGCCUAUCAAAGGUUCGCCUUAUCCUAGGGGGUACUACAGAUGUAGUAGCUCGAAGGGGUGUUCGGCUCGGAAACAAGUGGAGCGGAGCCGAACCGACCCGAAUAUGCUGGUGAUCACCUACACCUCCGAGCACAACCAUCCAUGGCCCACGCAGCGAAACGCUCUGGCCGGCUCCACCAGAUCUCAGGCUGCCAAGAACACCAAGGAUUCUUCACAAAAACCUACCAACCAAUCAUCCUCUGCGGCCGUCAAAUUAGAAGAGCUUCCCGAAUUCGAAUUACCGGAUUCAUCGUCCAACCACCAACACGAUAGUUUUUUUGCUGAUUUGGCCGAAAUCGGAGAUGAUCCCUUGAAUUUAUUCGGACCUCAUGAUAAUAAUGAUCCCUUUAGCUUCUACGACUGGCCAACUACCACCACCACGGCUGACGACCCGCCCCGGAAUACUUGAAGUGGAUCUUCAAUAAUCUUUGUACAAUAUUUAGGCGUGUUUAUGAGGUUUGGCCAUGCAUGGGAAACUAAAUACUACUACAUCUUCUAUUGAUUUUUUCUUAAUUAAUUUCCACAAAAAAGAAAAGGAAAAAUACUGAAAUUUCUUUCUCUCUCUCUCUCUCUCUCUCUCUCUCUCUCUCUCUUUUCUCUUCUGAAUUAGAUGGAGGGAAAUGGGGAUUAAAUGUUGGGUUUUGGUGGUAAAUGUAUUUCUUUUUGGAAUAUUGGUGGAUGGGACAGAAAGGUGAGGAACAGAGGGUUUGAAUAGUUGAGACAAGUACAUUUUUCAGACAUGAAUGGAAAGCUCAAUGAAGGGACUAUGAUGUGGGAUGGGACUCCCACUGUAAUAAAUUAUUCUUCAUUUUUUGUGAUUUGUAUAUAGUUAUCUUCUAUGUUACGUAAGUUUUUGUUGUUA
Messenger RNA from Salvia miltiorrhiza (redroot sage), 1846 nucleotides. Its product is annotated as probable WRKY transcription factor 14. Gene Ontology annotation, cellular component: nucleus. Lineage: Eukaryota; Viridiplantae; Streptophyta; Magnoliopsida; Lamiales; Lamiaceae. The coding region runs from base 329 to 1393 and encodes 354 amino acids. Gene Ontology annotation, molecular function: transcription cis-regulatory region binding; DNA-binding transcription factor activity. The record is from RefSeq and is a predicted model, not a curated record. Gene Ontology annotation, biological process: regulation of DNA-templated transcription. The transcript has 3 exons.